AUGCCCCCUCGCUUGUCUCCUGCUAGAGUUCAGUCAUUUGUCUCCAUCUACCCCUGCUCAUAUCCUCAGACUCGCGCCAGCAGCAGCCGUUUAUAUUCGACAUGUCUGAAUGCCCAUAGACAGCACUCGGAUCGUCGCUCGAAGCGGAUCUCCGUGCACACAUAUCCAAGUCGCCUAGGCAAACAGCGCGCUUUCCAUGCUUCCUCAGCCCGUUUGGCACCGAAGGAUCCAUACCAAGUGCUCGGGGUGAGCAAGAAUGCCAACCCAGCGGAAAUCAAGAAGGUUUACUUCUCGCUUGCACGUAAAUACCAUCCGGAUACGAACCCCGACAAGAAUGCUCAAGAGAAGUUUGUCGAAAUCCAGGAAGCAUAUGAUAUCUUGAAGGACGAGAAGAAGCGAGCAGACUACGACAAGUACGGCGCGGCUUCGCAGCAACCUGGAUUCGACUCGAAUGCGUUUGCCAACGCGACAGGAGGCUUCGGAGAUUUCUCCCAGUUUGGCGGGUUCCGUGGGUCCUCGUCGCGGGGGCCCGGGGGGCUAGGGGAUCUCUUCGAGCAGCUAUUCAACGCGUCUGGAGGUUCCUUCGCUGGAGGUCGGGCGGCUGCCCAUGAUAUGCAAGGGAACGAUAUCACGGCGUCCGUUGGCGUAACAUUCAUGGAGGCUUGCAAGGGCGCGACUCGCCAUAUAGAGAUCACGCCGGUGGUCAACUGUACCUCUUGCUCCGGCACAGGCCUCAAGUCUGGUGCAAAGCGGUCGAGAUGUACCACUUGUGGCGGAACGGGUGAACAGUCCUACGUGGUCAGCAACGGCUUCCACAUGUCGACGACAUGUAGCCAAUGUCAUGGGACCGGUACGACAGUCCCGCGAGGCAGCCAGUGUGGCACGUGUGCAGGCGUCGGGCAGGUCAGGAUGAAGAAGACUGUCAAGGUGGACGUACCUGCGGGUGUGGACGAUGGUAUGACGAUCAGAGUCCCAAGCGCGGGCGACGCGCCGGUAUCCGGGAAGGGUCGUGCCGGCGAUCUACUCGUCAGGGUACGCGUUUCGCCUUCGAAGGUCUUCCAGCGCCAGGGCGCAAAUCUGCACCAUGAAGCACGCAUCCCUUUACACACAGCUCUUCUGGGUGGAAGGGUCCGCGUUCCCACCUUAGAUGGAGACGUCGACGUGCGGGUCCCUUCUGGAACACAGUAUGGCGAAGAGAUGGUCCUGAAGGGGCGUGGCGUGUCUUCCGUCUUUAGCGGCCCAAAGGGGGACCUUUUCGUCAGAUUUGCCAUCCAGCUUCCUCGGUCACUCACGCCGCGACAGCGAGAGAUCCUCCAAUUGUAUGCAGAUGAGGCGGAAGGCCGGACAAACACAUCGAAGACAGGACCGCAUGCUUCCACUUCCACGGAGCCGGCAUCACCAUCAAGUGACAAAACGUCGAGCGAGUCGACCUCGUCAGAAAAUGGUACGGAUUUUCCUCCUACAUCCCCAGCUAGCUGGGCGUCUCGUGCAUGGCAUCGGAUCAAGGAACUCAUCGGAUUUUAA
Molecule: messenger RNA, 1524 nt
Organism: Rhodofomes roseus
Lineage: Eukaryota; Fungi; Basidiomycota; Agaricomycetes; Polyporales; Fomitopsidaceae
Product: DnaJ protein
Exons: 6
Coding region: 1-1524 (507 amino acids)
Biological process (GO): response to heat; protein refolding
Cellular component (GO): cytoplasm
Molecular function (GO): ATP binding; heat shock protein binding
Source: RefSeq, a predicted model, not a curated record